UUGGCUGUGGGUUGCAUAGCAGCAGAGCUGAGAGACCGGUGGUGGCGUCAGCCUCUGUCAGGGGCAAACGGAGAGACGGAGCGCCCGGGCUUUGGAGACUCCCUGCCCCGGGAGAGGCGGCGUCCGCUCCGUUGGGGUCGGGGAUAGUUACGUGCUUAGUGUCGGUGAUGAGCGAUGGGGUAUGAUGUAACACGCUUCCAGGGUGAUGUGGACGAAGAUCUUAUCUGCCCCAUCUGCAGUGGGGUUUUGGAGGAGCCAGUUCAAGCUCCUCAUUGUGAGCACGCCUUCUGCAAUGCCUGCAUCACACAGUGGUUCUCUCAACAGCAGACCUGUCCUGUGGACCGCAGCGUUGUUACAGUAGCACAUCUACGCCCAGUCCCCCGCAUCAUGCGGAAUAUGCUCUCAAAGCUCCAGAUCACAUGUGACAACGCUGUUUUUGGCUGUACCACCAUUGUGCGACUGGACAACCUCAUGUCUCACCUCAACGACUGUGAACAUAAUCCAAAGCGACCAGUGACAUGUGAGCAGGGAUGUGGCCUUGAAAUGCCCAAAGAUGAACUACCAAAUCAUAACUGCAUAAAGCAUCUUCGCUCUGUAGUGCAGCAGCAGCAAACUCGUAUAGGGGAGCUAGAAAAAGCAGCGGCUGAGAACAAGCACCAGCUCUCUGAGCAGAAACGGGACAUUCAGCUUUUAAAGGCGUACAUGAGGGCGAUCCGCAGUGCCAACCCAAACCUGCAGAACUUGGAGGAAACUAUAGAGUAUAAUGAAAUUCUCGAGUGGGUGAACUCCUUACAACCUGCACGUGUAACUCGCUGGGGAGGAAUGAUCUCCACACCAGAUGCUGUGCUGCAAGCGGUCAUCAAGCGCUCAUUAGUAGAAAGUGGGUGCCCGGCGUCCAUAGUAAAUGAGCUGAUUGAGAACGCCCAUGAACGCAACUGGCCGCAGGGUCUGGCUACUCUUGAGACGAGGCAAAUGAACCGGCGAUAUUAUGAGAACUACGUGGCAAAACGAAUUCCAGGAAAGCAGGCUGUGGUGGUGAUGGCCUGUGAGAACCAACACAUGGGAGAGGACAUGGUUUUAGAGCCGGGUCUGGUGAUGAUAUUUGCUCAUGGGGUUGAAGAAAUUUAAUUGUGCACAAACUAAUAUAUGCACUCCUUGUGCUUCUCCAUAUGCUUCAUCCUUCCUUCCAAAAAGCAGGGUCUUGUAUCCCAGGCUAUCGCUUAACAAAUCGGGCCCCGGGCCCCACUCUUGCUGGCGGUGCCCAUUUGCUGAGUGCAGGUUAAGGACUUGCCAUUGUUGACUUUUGUAUGGAAGACACUCCAAGGGUACAUAAUCUGAUUUAUAUCGUCCCUCACAGUGCACUAUGAUAUCAACGUCAAACAAUCCAUAUUCAUUUUCUUAGUUCCACUUGGCGUCUGUUGAAAGUAAUGGAAAUUGGCCUACAAGGAGCAAAGCAAAUUUCAACAAUUUGGCAACAUUCAGAAGAAACGCUAACACUUAUGAAGGAGCAGAGGCAUUGUAAUGGAAUUAUGGGCAUUUUUAUAUGAGGUGCAAAGGCAUGCUCGUAAAUCACUGGUAUCUGUAACGGGAGUUAUGCUACGACUUGAACCUGGACUUGGGCAAACCACCAUGGACUUAGAUUUUGCAGGAGAAUUUUGUGCAAGUAGUCUAGAAUAAAGAAGUAGAUAUUUUUUUAAACCCUCUGUCAUUUGGCACUAGCUUCAGAUGUUCAGUUUGUUUUGGUUGUUGUCACAAUAAAUUAGCAGCAGACAAUGCAGCCGUUCCAUAGAGGUUCUGCCACUCAUCCUGUCUCAUAGAUGUGAACAUAUAAAGGUACCACACUGCAGCUUCUCUCCACCUUGAAUGAAUGGAAGAUGCAGUAUUUAUGGAUGUGCAGUGGGGCUCUUGCUACUUUGAAUUCUGUGUGUUUUUUGUGGAGGGUUAUGUAUGUGUUUGGUUUUUCCCAAUUCCAAUCUUGACACAAGGGAACAUGGAGCACAAAAAAUGUCACGUGUGGUGUUUUUUUUUUUUUUGUUUUUUGUUCCCCCCCCCCCCCCCCCCCAGGUUUUUCUUUUCUUCUGUGACGCUUAUGUAUAGUGCGGUUCUUAAUUAUGAUGCCCAUGUUUUGAGCAUAAUGUUACUUUAUUUCUAGUCUUAAUUAUUUUUCUUUCUUUUUUAUAUACAGCCUAAGGGCUCAUGAACACGACUGUAUGCCCUCCGACAUGCAGUCUGCGAGUGGGCCAUAUGUCCCAUAGUGGCAUACAUUGUGCGCACAGCAUCAUAGGUUACUAUGAUGCUGUGCAUAUUGGGCCGCACGCUGGACUAUUGUCCCGCACUGAUAUGAUCUCAUGAGUGUGGGACAAUGGCCCCACAGGCAACCCGAUGUGCACAGCAUCAUAGUAACCUAUGAUGCUGGCUGCAUGAUGUAUGCCGCUCUGGGACAUAUGGACCGUAUGUCUCGGAGGGUAUAUGGUCAUGUGCAUGAGCCCUAACACAGUGGGUAAAAAGUUAGGAGUUAAUCUUGCAUGCUACCGCAAACUGACAGGAGAAGACUACUUGUUCACCUUGUGCAUUCUGUAAAUGUACUUUUGUCUCUGCUCAAGUUACUACAGCUAUAUUGAAGUGCUUUAUGCCUUAGGCCUCAUCUACACUUCCAUUUUUCAUGGAUGUGUGCUGUUCGCAUUUUCCACGGACAGCACACGUACCUAUUAUUUUAACAUUUGUUCACAUAUCAAGUUUUUUUUUAUUUUUUUAUUUCCAUAAUUUUUUUUGUCAGGAAGACAUGCACUACUUUGGUCCAUGAUGCGGAUCAAACACACCCAUUGAAGUCUAUGGAUCUGUGAAAAUCACGGACACGGGUGCGUCUGUUUUUCAUGCAAGUAGCAAAGCCGGUCAGCACUAGCUCAAUGCACAGGAAAAGGAGCUGCCUCCACAGUCAACAUGUAGUAAUGAAUCCCAGCAGCUGUGUCUUUGCAAAUUCAGUUUAUUCCAAGAUAUAUCAUGUCCUACAACCAGGACGCAUUUCGGCAAACAUGCCUUUAUCAACUGGUACAUCCUAAAAGGAAUAGAAGUGGUGUGUAUAUAUACAGAAAGUACCGCCUACAAGGAUGUCCAACACCCAUUAUGGGUGGUGCACUCUAAGUGUCAAUCAGUACAUAUAAGAAAAGUAUUAAGCAAGAAAAAACGUUAAAGAAAAAUAGUGGAUUCUACCUUACAAUUGGAUAUAAUGUUUCAGUCAAGAUCAUAUUCAAGGAUCACAUACUAUCAGUUCAAAGUAAUUUACUGAAAAGCUGAGGUCUAAAAGAUGUACAUAAAACAAGGAUUAGUAAUAUGAAAAAAAUACUUAUAGAUGCAUAAUAUUAUAAUCCCAAUUAAGACCUCUGGGAUUUAAUGUAUCCAGUAUGCCUCCCUAUGUAGCAGAAGCUUUUUAGUAUCGCCCCCUCUCCUUGGUCUUGUUUUUCAUGGAAGACGGAUAGGAAAUGCUCUUGAAAUUUAAUUUUCACCUGAGCAUUGUCUGUGAUUUACAGAUGACACA
Messenger RNA from Bufo gargarizans (Asiatic toad), 3535 nucleotides. It is a transcript of the gene RNF41, whose product is annotated as ring finger protein 41. Gene Ontology annotation, biological process: protein K63-linked ubiquitination; positive regulation of JNK cascade; regulation of canonical NF-kappaB signal transduction. Gene Ontology annotation, cellular component: plasma membrane signaling receptor complex. The transcript is spliced from 6 exons. Gene Ontology annotation, molecular function: ubiquitin protein ligase activity. The record is from RefSeq and is a predicted model, not a curated record. The coding region runs from base 175 to 1128 and encodes 317 amino acids. Lineage: Eukaryota; Metazoa; Chordata; Amphibia; Anura; Bufonidae.